Molecule: messenger RNA, 1698 nt
Organism: Cladophialophora psammophila CBS 110553
Lineage: Eukaryota; Fungi; Ascomycota; Eurotiomycetes; Chaetothyriales; Herpotrichiellaceae
Exons: 2
Coding region: 1-1698 (565 amino acids)
Biological process (GO): secondary metabolic process
Molecular function (GO): CoA-ligase activity
Source: RefSeq, a predicted model, not a curated record
AUGCGAGUUUACAAGUCGCAACACAAAGACCUUAACAUUCCAUGUAUGGAUAUUUUGUCGCUAUUGUUUGACUCUGAUUUUUGUUUGGCUCGUGAAGAAACCAAAAUCCAUGUGGAAGCUGCGAAUCCGUCGAAUAGUAUCACGAAAGCCGAGGCUCGCAUAUUGGUCAAGCGGGUUGCGUACGUCCUUCAACAUCGCUACGGCAUCGGCGCCUCGGGAGCUGGCCGUGAUGUCGUUCUGACUGUCGUUUACGGAAGUCCUUUUGCGCCCGUGUUCUUCUAUGGGCUCGUCGCUGCCGGAGGAGUCUAUUCUGGUGCUAGCACAGAAUACCCUGUGGCAGAAUUAGUACGCCAGAUUGAGGACUCCAAACCCACUCUGCUGGUCUGCUCGCCAGAAUGCGAGGCGCGAGUGGUCCUGGCAGCCCAACAGUGCGGCAUUGCGAGAGGAAGGAUCUUGAUUUUGGACAGCACGAUUCCCCAGGGUUGGAAACUGAUCUCUGUCACAGACCGGUCUGACGUGCUCAGAUGGGAUGGGGAUAAAAUGUAUGACUGGCCACAUAUCACCGACCAGCGCGCGCUCGAAGAAGUCACGAUUUGUCUCUUGUACUCAUCUGGGACUACGGGGCUACCGAAAGGCGUCCGAAUAUCCCAUAGGGGUCUUGUAUCAGACAAUGUGUGCACCAUGGAUGUUGCUCGCCGCUAUCGGGCCCGCUGCAAAAUGGAAGGACGAGAGUUUUUGAUGAACACCAUUGCACAUCUACCUAUGAGUAAUAUCGCCGGGAUUUCUUUGUACGCGACUUGUCCUUUCUACAUGGGUGGCACGACCUGGUGGAUGAAAAGUUAUGACUUUGACUCCUUUCUCGAAUAUCAUCGCCGCUACCGGCCAGCAUACCAGUUUACUGUACCGCCAGUCUGGUUGCGGAUCGCAAAGAGCGACAAGGUAACAGAUCAUUUCGACGGGCUGGAGGUUGCCGUCACGGGGGCUGCACCGAUAGGAGAAAACGUAAUAAGGGACGUGAGGAAGAAAUUGGGCCGAGGGCGAGCCCACAUGGCGCAAACUUGGGGAACUACGGAGACUACCGGCGUUAUCACUGCUACCGACUGGCCCGCGUACACCGACCAGAAGACCUGGAGCGUCGGCGAGCUGUGCCCAAACGUCGUUCUUCGCGUCGUCAACGAGAAUGAUGAGGACCUAGCCGAAGGCGAGUCCGGCGAGCUCUUAGUUGCAGGUCCGAUCCUCUCUCAAGGCUAUUAUAAUCGGCCCGAGGCUAACCAGCAAUCGUUUAUCGACGGGUUCUACAGGACGGGCGACAUUGGGAUGUACAAGGACGGGCUUGUCCAUAUCCAUGAUCGAAAGAAAGAAUUGAUCAAGUACAAAGGCAACCAAGUCGCGCCUGCGGAAUUGGAAGCGUUGCUCACUUCUCAUCCUCUCAUUGCGGAUGCCGCCGUCAUCGGGGUUUGGGACGACCAGCAACAGACGGAAGUCCCCCGGGCAUACGUGGUUCGCCGUCAAUCGUCCGAAGGCCGAGCCAUCACAGCUCAAGAGGUGGUAGAUUUUGUCGAGGGCAAAGUGGCGAGUUACAAGCAGCUGCGAGGAGGGGUUUUCUUUCUCAACGAGAUACCCAAGAGUGCUUCAGGAAAGAUCCUUCGCAAGGAAAUCCGAUUGGAAGCAAACAAGCCUCCUCAAGCGAAAUUAUGA